This is a messenger RNA of Thalassophryne amazonica, 2352 nucleotides long. It is a transcript of the gene srlb, whose product is annotated as sarcalumenin. Gene Ontology annotation, molecular function: GTP binding. The coding region runs from base 48 to 1496 and encodes 482 amino acids. The transcript is spliced from 7 exons. The record is from RefSeq and is a predicted model, not a curated record. NCBI's taxonomy places the organism in Eukaryota, Metazoa, Chordata, Actinopteri, Batrachoidiformes, Batrachoididae.
GUGUAUAUAUAGUCUGUGUGACUGUCAGAGUACUCCUGGCAGUCAUCAUGAAGGGUAUGGUCUCAAUCUGCUACUUUCUCUCCCUGCUGCUUUUGCAGACCACAGCAGAUGAAGAAGAUAUCGCCCCCCUCCUCAGAGACAGAUCACACAUUGAUGAGACACUGCGACUUGCAACUGAAGACAAAUCAAGCGACUAUGCAGCGGCUCUGCAGAGGUUGCGUAAGAUAUACCACACCUCCAUUAAGCCAGUGGAGCAGGCCUACAAAUACAGUGAGCUGAGGCAACAUGAGAUCUCAGCCUACCCCGGACGAACCAUGGGGGACUCAGCAACAGACGGGGAGAUUACCUCCAAACCCAUGGUGCUAUUCCUGGGACCCUGGAGUGUAGGCAAGUCCUCCAUGAUCAAUUACCUCCUGGGGAUGCACGACAGUCCCUAUCAGCUCUAUACAGGAGCUGAGCCUACUACCUCUGAGUUUACUGUAAUUAUGCACGGGGAGAAGAUCCGCUCCAUUGAGGGUAUUGUCAUGGCUGCAGACAGCUCUCGCGCCUUUUCACCCCUAGAGAAGUUUGGCCAAAACUUCCUGGAAAAACUGAUUGGUAUUGAGAUGCCCCACAAGCUUCUAGAACGUGUGACUUUUGUUGACACCCCCGGGAUCAUUGAGAACCGAAAGCAGCAGGAAAGAGGGUAUCCUUUCAAUGAUGUUUGCCAGUGGUUCAUUGACCGUGCUGACCUGAUCUUCGUGGUGUUUGACCCCACCAAGCUGGAUGUGGGCCUGGAGCUAGAGAUGCUAUUCCGUCAGUUGAAGGGACGUGAGUCUCAGAUUCGCAUCAUCCUAAACAAAGCUGACUCUCUGGCAACCCAGGACUUAAUGAGAGUCUAUGGAGCACUCUUCUGGAGCUUAGCUCCCCUCAUCAAUGUGACUGAACCUCCACGUGUCUAUGUCAGCUCCUUCUGGCCAUAUGAAUAUGCACCUGACACCAGCCGUGACCUUUUCAAACGAGAGGAGAUCUCCCUCCUGGAAGAUCUCAACCAGGUGAUUGAAAAUCGUAUGGAGAACAAGAUUGCCUUCAUCCGCCAGCAUGGCAUCCGUGUACGCAUCCACAGUCUCCUGGUAGACCGCUAUGUCCAGACCUUUAAAGACAAGAUGAGCUUCUUUAGUGACCCUGAACUAGUCUUCAAUGAGAUUGUAGAUGACCCAGAUAAAUUCUACAUCUUCAAAUCCAUCCUAGCCAAGACCAAUGUCAGCAAGUUUGACCUGCCCAACCGUAAUGCUUAUCGUGACUUUUUUGGCAUCAACCCAAUCACCAACUUCAAGCCUCUGUCGUCGCAGUGUUCCUACAUUGGGGGAUGUCUCCUAGAUAAGAUUGAGAGAGCUAUCACUGAUGAGCUGCCGACCCUUCUAAGCAGCAUUAACUCUGACAAGCAUCCCGGCUUGUUUUCCUGUGAAGCUACAGGCUGUGGAGAGAAGCCAAAAAAUCGCUACCGGAAGAACUGAGGAAAGAUAAAUAACUUGGAGAUAAAGGAGGUGAAGAAGAAAAUGGUUCUGAUAGAAGCCAACUCCGCUUUUGUCAGAUUGUGGAUGAGUCAAUCCAGAAGAGAUGAGUGGUUUUUUUUCUUUGUUUCUCAGGAGGAUAUAGGGAGGUGCAUUUAAGGAUUGUGGGGAUGAGAUCGGAAAUGGGAUUGAGGGUCAUUUGUAUUUUAAGGAAUUUUAAGAACACAAACAUUGGUGAAAUAAGAUUGAGUUGUUCUUUUUUGUUGUUUGUUUUUCUUUCCAAAUCAAUGUUCUCCAUUAAGUUGGACUAUUGCACUGGAUUUUGGGGGGAUUUUCUGGUUGAGAAAGUAUCCAUGUGAAGAAAAGAGAUAUGGAAAAAUAAUCAAAUAAAAUUUAAAAAGAAAGACUGAAAAUGUCACUUAUCAUCUCCUUUUAUGUGAAUAUAAUGGGAAAGUGGAAACAGGAGUUGCAAAUUUGUUAUGUAUAUUAUAGAGAAAUCAAAUUGUAAUAGAAAAGUUAUUUGUAAAGAAGCGUUUUUUCAAAUGUUUGACAUAAAUAUAGGCUGUGGAAGUGUUGGGGGUGGGGGCUUGUCACCCCUUCAGGUUUGAUUAUACACACCAUUUAUAUUUUCAGAAAAGAAUUUGAAUACAUACAUCAGCUGAACAAAACUCAUGAUGGGAGUAUACAUUUUAAUAUUAUACAAAACAGACAAAUCAAAUAAAUAAAAAAUAAAUCAGAUUUUAUAUCCCUCAUGAUAAAAAUGCGUAAUAUCAAGCAAAUGUUGAUGCAAUUGAUAAUAUCGACAUUAAAAAAUUAUGAAAUUAAACAUAUGAAGUACCACAAAUUAAUAAAUUUAAAA